AUGUCCUAUAGCGCGAUGGCCCAGAAUUUUAUCUAUCAAACUUGCAAAAUUUUCGCACAAAAUGAUCCAAACAUCAACUGCAAUUUCUGCACAACUUCCCUCCAGGCAGAUCCAGCUAGCCAAAAUGCCACUAUACAAGAACUUGGGACGAUUUCAAUCAGAUUAAUACACAGCAACGUGAUGGAUACACUGAUUUAUGUCAAUAAUUUGAUUGAGAACAAGAAAUGGGAUUCAUAUACUAAGGAAUGUUUGACUGAUUGCUUUGAACUUUUCUCAGAUGCAAUCCCUUCUGCUAAACAGGCCAUGAACUAUUACUACGAAAAGCUCUACAGUGAUGCUAAUGUACAAUUAAGCGCGGUACUGUCUGAUUCUAUGACGUGUGAGGAUGGAUUUAAGGAGAAAAAUGGAGUGGUUUCUCCGUUGACGAAGAGAAAUUGUGAUACUUUUCAGCUCUCUGCAAUAGCACUCUCUGCUGUGAAUAUGCUUCAGACAUGA
Messenger RNA from Fraxinus pennsylvanica, 495 nucleotides. The record is from the annotation of a GenBank genome assembly. NCBI's taxonomy places the organism in Eukaryota, Viridiplantae, Streptophyta, Magnoliopsida, Lamiales, Oleaceae.